GAAGUUACUGUCCUGACACAGCCAACAAGGAAGAGAACGGAGGAGGAGUGCUGUUUGACAAAACGAGAAUGGAAGAAAGAACAGAAGAAGCGAGCCCAACUCCGAUACUCUCAUUGCACCAUGUGUCCAGGCUAUGCAGAGACGUUAAGCACUCCAUUGAUUUCUACACCAAGGUUCUUGGUUUUGUGUUAGUCGAAAGAACGCUAGCUUUAGAUUUCGACGGCGCAUGGCUGUUCAAUUAUGGUGUGGGGAUUCACCUGGUGCAGUCAAAGGAUGAGGACAGGUUGCCUUCCGACACCGACCAUUUGGAUCUCAAGGAUAACCAUAUUUCUUUCCAGUGUGAAGCCAUGGAAGAAACGGAGCGAAGGUUGAAAGAGUUCAACACGAAGUACAUCAAGAGGACGAUAGAGGAUGAAAGCGGGACUAAGAUCGACCAGCUCUUCUUCAACGACCCAGACGGAUUCAUGGUCGAAAUAUGCAACUGUGAGGAUCUUAAGCUUGUUCCUGCAGGUUCAGUGGGCAAGAUAAAGCUCCCAUCUAAUCACCACAACCCGCCGCUGGACUUGGACAAUGAUGUUGAUGAUGAUAAUGGAGCAAAUCCCAAGUAGGGAAAUGAAAACAUGUACUGGAUUAAUUGCAGCAGAGUUAGGCUACUGAUUUGUAUUCUGCAGCUCUAUGCCUUCACCUUCAUGGUUUUCAUAAGAUAACUGCAUUUUUUUCCCUUUCUGUUACUGCAUUUACUUGAAUUACUCUCAAGAAAAAUCAAAUUACAUGUAAAAGAAAAACUAUCAGGAAG
Theobroma cacao (cacao) is the source of this 796-nucleotide messenger RNA. It is a transcript of the gene GLYI8, whose product is annotated as Lactoylglutathione lyase / glyoxalase I family protein. NCBI's taxonomy places the organism in Eukaryota, Viridiplantae, Streptophyta, Magnoliopsida, Malvales, Malvaceae. The record is from RefSeq and is a predicted model, not a curated record.